AUGGUUUCCAAUGACACUCCACCUUUCUACACUCCACCUCUCUACACCCCACCUCUCUACACUCCACCUUUCUACACUCCACCUCUCUACACUCCACCUCUCUACACUCCACCUCUCUACACUCCACCUCUCUACACUCCGCCUCUCUACACUCCACCUUUCUACACUCCACCUUUCUACACUCCACCUCUCUACACUCCACCUUUCUACACUCCACCUUUCUACACUCCACCUUUCUACAUUCCACCUUUCUACACUCCACCUCUCUACACUCCACCUUUCUACACUCCACCUCUCUACACUCCACCUUUCUACACUCCACCUCUCUACACUCCACCUCUCUACACUCCACCUUUCUACACUCCACCUUUCUACACUCCACCUCUCUACACUCCACCUCUCUACACUCCACCUUUCUACACUCCACCUUUCUACACUCCACCUCUCUACACUCCACCUCUCUACACUCCACCUCUCUACACUCCACCUUUCUACACUCCACCUCUCUACACUCCACCUCUCUACACUCCACCUUUCUACACUCCACCUCUCUACACUCCACCUCUCUACACUCCACCUCUCUACACUCCACCUUUCUACACUCCACCUCUCUACACUCCACCUCUCUACACUCCACCUCUCUACACUCCACCUUUCUACACUCCACCUUUCUACACUCCACCUCUCUACACUCCACCUCUCUACACUCCACCUUUCUACACUCCACCUCUCUACACUCCACCUCUCUACACUCCACCUUUCUACACUCCACCUCUCUACACUCCACCUCUCUACACUCCACCUUUCUACACUCCACCUCUCUACACUCCACCUCUCUACACUCCACCUCUCUACACUCCACCUCUCUACACUCCACCUCUCUACACUCCACCUCUCUACACUCCACCUCUCUACACUCCACCUCUCUACACUCCACCUCUCUACACUCCACCUCUCUACACUCCACCUCUCUACACUCCACCUCUCUACACUCCACCUCUCUACAUAUAA
Nematostella vectensis (starlet sea anemone) is the source of this 1011-nucleotide messenger RNA. Its product is annotated as repetitive proline-rich cell wall protein 1-like. Lineage: Eukaryota; Metazoa; Cnidaria; Anthozoa; Actiniaria; Edwardsiidae. The record is from RefSeq and is a predicted model, not a curated record. The coding region runs from base 1 to 1011 and encodes 336 amino acids. The transcript has a single exon.